Molecule: messenger RNA, 1206 nt
Organism: Symbiodinium natans
Lineage: Eukaryota; Dinophyceae; Suessiales; Symbiodiniaceae
Source: the annotation of a GenBank genome assembly
AUGUGGAACAAGAUCCCCGGCCGUUUUCCAAGUGCCAACUGGAUGGAGUUCUACAUGCGACCGGAGUCGCGCAUGGGCGACAUUGGUGAGGAGCCUCUCGUGGAUCCUAACAUCGAGCAAUUGCGCCAGUUGCAAGAUGAGUUGCGAAAGCUGGAAGGUCCAUCCAAGGAAGACAUCGAGGCUUCCAAGGCUGCGGCUCAGAAGGUGCCGGGCAAGGCCGAUGUUCCGACUUUAGGGGAAGAGGCCCGAUUUCCCAAACUGGCUGAGAUCUCAGCCGGACGUGACUUGCCCUUCUUCUCACGGGCGGAGGUGGCCAAGCACAACUCCGCGGAAGAGCCCUACAUGAUCAUCCACAACCGUGUCUACAAUGUCAAGUCGCUCCUGGGAAGCCAUCCAGGUGGUGAUGACGUUUUACUGUCCAAGGCGGGCACUGAUGUGACCAAGGACUUUGAGGUUUUUGAGCACUCAGAAAAAGCACGUAUCCAGCGGGACCGUGACAUGCUAGUGGGGCAGCUGGUCCCAGCAGAGAGUGCCGACUGGAACGCAGAGACUGCCGUUGCCCAGGUCGUCGGCGAGGCGCCCUCAGAGUCUACACGCUACAUGCGCUACAAAGCCGUCGAUGCCACCAUCGCCAUUGUAGGCUGGUACCUGUACAAGACCCUCCAGAACCGCAAGCCGCUGUCCCAGUUCACCUACAGCCGCGCUUUGCGACAUAUGCACCUCAUCAUGGCCGUGGGCAUCUUUGGCGCGGUGGGAACUGCCCAGGCAGCCUCCAGGGCAGAGGGCCAGACCCGGAAGCAGCUGCUGUGGUGGCACAAGCAGACGGGUGUGGCAAUGCUGGUGGCUUUGCUCUUGCGUGUCUUCUUCCGGCUGCGCAGUGGCAUCCCGCCUCGUUUCCCUGGCCACCCGAUCGUGCAGAUGAUCGAGACGCAGAGCCUCCGGGCCUUCUACGCCCUGGCAUUGAUGCUGCCGGUGUCCGGCAUUGCGAACGAGUACUUCCUGAAGUGGGCUCCAGGCUCUGAAACGACAGGAAAGGAGGAGGACGACCAGAGAAACGACCGACUCGCCAAAAAGUCCAUCGACGCUCACAAGGUUCUCGGUAAGCUUCUGCAGUACGCGUGGCUUCCAUUCCAUUUGGGAUACACGACCAUGUACCACUACAGCCAGGGACGAGGCGUUGUGAGGAAGGUGUCGCCCUUCAUCUGA